Arabidopsis thaliana (thale cress) is the source of this 1184-nucleotide messenger RNA. Its product is annotated as senescence regulator (Protein of unknown function, DUF584). The record is from RefSeq and is marked reviewed. Gene Ontology annotation, biological process: leaf senescence. The transcript has a single exon. Bases 326 to 736 code for a protein of 136 amino acids. Lineage: Eukaryota; Viridiplantae; Streptophyta; Magnoliopsida; Brassicales; Brassicaceae.
AGUAAUUUUGCUUUAGCAAACCUUCAUUAUUAUAUAAUACUAAUCCAAGUGUAAAAGUGUACAGAUAUAGAAAGUAAGCGGGGUCCGCACUCAAUGCCAUGAUCAUGAUGACAUCAUCUGAUCUCAUAAAACAGUACAACACAAAACCCCAAAACAACUUCUUGUGACUCUCUACGUUUCCUUCGUCUUCUUCUUCUUCUCUCUUCCCUAUAUAUAAAACCCUUCAUGUUGUUUAGAUCAGGUUAAGAUCAUUUUGAGUCUCUCCAAACCCUAAUAUCAAAUUCUCAUCUCAUAACUAACAAAAGCAUCCCAAAAUUUCUAGUAAAUGGCGGAGGAAUUCGAUGAAUCUGAGGUAGUGUUCUCCGAUGGUUUAAGCUCCGUUCUCCAUAAAGAGAACGAGAAUCGCCUGUUUGGUUCUGAUAUGGAGAGGAAGAAGACGAGGCGGAUCAAGAGGACGACGACGGAGAAGGCGUCGUUGUCGAGCUCGCUUCCGGUGAGUAUCCCUGAGAACAUCUUUCGGAGGUACGUUGGGAAAGAGGAGGAUGAAUACUCAGAGGAGGAAUAUUCCGAAGGAGGAGGAGAGAUGAUUCCGCCGCAUAUUAUGAUCGGACGGAGGAUCCAAGGAGGACAAAUGGCGUUUUCCGUUUGUUCAGGUAGUGGAAGGACUCUUAAGGGAAGAGAUCUGAGCCGGGUUCGGAAUUCGGUUCUUAGGUUAACCGGUUUUUUGGAGGCUUGAACCGUUACCGGUUUGCCAUACUUCAUCAUCUUUUCCCAACUCUUUUGUUUUUUUGCAUAUUACGGAAAAUUGCUAGUGGAUCCCCGUGUUGUUUAUUUAAGUAAAGGGUGGGGAAAAUGUGAAACAAAGCUUUCUCCUUAGUUUUUGUUUUUCCAUAUUCUUUUGUUUUUCCUAAAUUGUAAUAGGAAACAAGGAAAUUUCGGGUUAAUUAUGAGAAGAAUAACAAUAAUUCUUGUGUUAGGAUUUAAAAUGCAAGGCUUGUCAAGUGUAUUUUUGGGGGUACUUAAUUGGAAUUAUGAAAGUGUGAUGAAUAUAUUUGAGUUAGGAUUUAUGUAGUGCAGAUGUGGACAAAAGCCAAACAGAAACAGCUGUUCUGUUGUCAUUGAUUGUGAGAGACAGUGAGAGAGCGAGCAAAUUUGUUGCCUGUGACAUCAAGAAGAGAAAUGUA